AUGCAUGGAGGAACUCAGCUAUCGCUCUCCUACAUUCGAAGGACUUUCUGGAUUAUUGGAGGUCGUGCUCCAGUGAAGUCCUUCUUCAAAGAUUGUCUCAUUUGUGCUCGAAUACGUGGAGGGAGAGCACAACAACUCAUGGCUCCACUCCCGGCAUCUCGAGUGACACCAUCUCUCGUGUUUGAGACUACAGGGCUGGAUUACGCCAAGCCAGUCACCAUGAAGACUUUUCAAGGCAGAGGUGCAAAGUCCUUCAAGGGUUGGAUAGCCGUGUUCAUAUUCUUCUCCACCUCUGCCGUUCAUCUCGAAGUAGUCUCUGACUACUCCACCGAAGGAUUUCUCAAGGGAGCAAACAAGCAGCUUAAGGAGCUACUCUUAGCUGCAACGAAGGAAUCCCUCAAGAUCCAGAGACUUCUCGCUAAUGACAGCACUAAGUGGAUCUUCAACCCUCCAGCGGCACCACAUAUGGGCGGAAAAUGGGAGGCGGCGGUAAAAUCAAUCAAGUAUCAUCUCAAACGAACCAUCUCGGAUACGUUGCUAACGUUCGAAGACUUCUCCACGUUCUUAGCUCAA
Messenger RNA from Polistes canadensis, 573 nucleotides. RefSeq lists its product as uncharacterized. Gene Ontology annotation, molecular function: nucleic acid binding. Lineage: Eukaryota; Metazoa; Arthropoda; Insecta; Hymenoptera; Vespidae. The record is from RefSeq and is a predicted model, not a curated record. The transcript is spliced from 2 exons. The annotation marks the transcript as partial.